This is a messenger RNA of Mus pahari (shrew mouse), 3803 nucleotides long. It is a transcript of the gene Epn2, whose product is annotated as epsin 2. The transcript has 13 exons. Gene Ontology annotation, cellular component: clathrin vesicle coat; endosome; plasma membrane. Gene Ontology annotation, biological process: endocytosis. The record is from RefSeq and is a predicted model, not a curated record. Gene Ontology annotation, molecular function: clathrin binding; phospholipid binding. Bases 942 to 2900 code for a protein of 652 amino acids. Lineage: Eukaryota; Metazoa; Chordata; Mammalia; Rodentia; Muridae.
CCUCGCUCUCCCGUGGGCUGGCUCUGUCGGAGCGCGAGCCGAGCGCGUUGGGAGAGGCAGGCCAUUCCUAGAGGAGCCCGGGCCAACAGGUUUUUGUUUGCAACCUGAAGUUGGCCCAGUGGUUUUGCAGGGGGAGCAGACUGUCUGCGCUCCCUAGAAACCCUAGGUCGGUCGAUGUAAGUCUGUUGCUUGGUCUCGGGCCUCAGUCCUUCCCAGCGGCCUCUUCACUUUAGUGCUGCCUUGGGAACGCAUUUGAAGUCUGUGUUUCAGAAAAGAUAGGAUUUAGCCAUUCUUGUGUUUUUUGACUAAGGGAACUAAGGCCCCAAAAUGUGUUAGUUUGCCCAAGGUCAUUUAGGGAUAGGGUGUUUGACACAGCUGGGAGCCCCAUCUCCGGGACACUUAAGGAUUUCUUCAACGUUUAGGAUUCCCCCAAAUCGCUUGCCUGCUAUUUUUAACAUUCAUACAAGAAAAUGAGCAAGGGAAGAUGAGAAAGACGUGCGAAUUCUUCUUUUGCACACUCAAGAAAAUACCCUGUGGAAGAAGGGAUUGAAAUGGGGUUGAAAUGAUUGAAAAAGGUUUUGGGGAUUCAUGAGAGCUGAACAGAUGUGUAGAGAGGCAGAACAUGCCGCCAUCUAAUGAAGUCAGAGCUCUGGCCUCAGGCACAGACAGGCUCCUCAGCCUAUCUGAGUGAGCAGAGAAGGCAGCUGAAGCUUCAUGAAUUGUCUCCUGAUCUGUGUGGCUAUGAGGAUUGUGGCCUGAGGACAGGAAUACUGUUUGGCAUGGCAGCCAGCUUCUGGGACCUGAGGCUUUGGAGGAGGAAAUGACUGGAGGGCCAUUUUGUUCCAUCUGCAUUUCUGACACGGAAACUUCCUAGGGUGCAGGUUUAGGGGACAGGAAAGUUUCUCUUGAAGGGCCUCACAUUUAUAACAAAGAAGAUAAAAAUGACAACUUCAUCUAUCAGACGGCAGAUGAAAAACAUUGUGAACAAUUACUCAGAGGCUGAAAUCAAAGUCCGGGAAGCCACCUCCAAUGACCCGUGGGGUCCAUCCAGCUCUCUGAUGACUGAGAUUGCUGACCUGACCUACAAUGUGGUAGCCUUCUCGGAGAUCAUGAGCAUGGUUUGGAAGCGACUUAAUGACCAUGGCAAGAACUGGCGGCAUGUAUACAAGGCGCUGACACUGCUGGACUACCUUAUCAAGACAGGUUCCGAGCGGGUGGCCCAGCAGUGCCGUGAGAACAUCUUUGCCAUACAGACUCUGAAGGACUUUCAGUACAUUGACCGUGAUGGCAAAGACCAGGGUAUUAACGUGCGAGAGAAAUCAAAGCAACUGGUUGCUCUCCUCAAGGACGAGGAGCGGCUGAAGGUUGAGAGAGUUCAGGCUCUCAAAACCAAAGAGCGCAUGGCUCAGGUGGCCACUGGCGUGGGCAGCAACCAGAUCACCUUUGGCCGUGGCUCCAGCCAGCCCAACCUUUCUACCAGCUACUCAGAGCAGGAGUAUGGCAAGGCUGGGGGCUCGCCAGCAUCCUACCACGGCUCACCAGAGGCCUCGCUGUGCCCCCAGCACCGCACAGGGGCCAUGCUGGGUCAGAGUGAGGAGCUGCAGCCACUGAGCCAGCGCCACCCCUGCCUGCCGCACCUGGGCCUAGCCUCCCACCCUAAUGGCGACUGGGCCCAGCCCUGCCUCACUUGUGACCGCGCAGCCCGAGCUACUUCCCCACGAGUGUCCUCAGAGUUAGAGCAGGCCCGGCCACAGACAAGCGGAGAAGAGGAGCUGCAGCUGCAACUGGCACUAGCCAUGAGCAGAGAGGUUGCUGAGCAGUCAUCAGAAAGCGUGCAGACAGCCAGAGGCAGCAAGGAAGAACGCCUCAGGCGGGGUGAUGACCUCAGAUUGCAGAUGGCUCUGGAAGAAAGCCGGAGAGACACAGUAAAAGUUCCAAAAAAGAAAGAGGCGAAAGCUUGCUGCAAGCCAGGCUCCCACUCCCAGCAGACUACCUUGUUGGAUUUAAUGGAUGCCCUCCCCAGCUCAGGCCCUGUUACACAGAAAACUGAGCCCUGGAGUACAGGAGCCUCUGCUAACCAGACCAACCCCUGGGGUGGAGCAGUGGCUCCUUCGAACAUUACUGACCCGUGGCCAUCAUUUGGUACCAAGCCAGCUGCUUCUGUGGACCCCUGGGGAGUACCUACCACAGCCAGCACACAGUCUGUCCCUAAGAACUCAGACCCUUGGGCAGCCUCACAGCAGCCUGCCUCCAAUGCUGGAAAGACAACAGAUGCCUGGGGAGCUGCUAAGCCCAGUUCUGCCUCAGGGUCCUUUGAGCUCUUCAGUAAUUUCAACGGUACAGUUAAAGAUGAUUUUUCUGAAUUUGACAACCUUCGAACUUCAAAAAAGCCAGCUGAGUCAGGGGCCUCAGUGCCACCCCAGGACAGCAGAACCACGAGCCCUGACCUCUUUGAGUCUCAAUCCUUGACUUCUGCCUCAAGCAAGCCUAGCAGUGCCCGGAAAACACCUGAGUCCUUCCUAGGUCCCAAUGCAGCCCUGGUGAACCUGGACUCAUUGGUGACUAAGCCUGCUCCACCAGCUCAGUCCCUCAAUCCCUUCCUGGCACCAGGUGCUGCCGCUCCAGCCCCUGUCAACCCCUUCCAGGUCAACCAGCCUCAGCCGCUGACACUGAACCAGCUCCGGGGAAGCCCUGUCCUGGGAAGCAGUGCAUCCUUUGGGUCUGGUCCAGGGGUGGAGCCUGUGGCUCCCAUGACCUCAGUAGCUCCACACUCAUCAGUGGGGGCCAGUGGCUCCUCAUUGACACCACUGGGCCCUACAGCAAUGAACGUGGUAGGCAGUGUGGGCAUUCCCCCAUCAGCAGCUCAGUCAGCGGGCACAACAAACCCUUUCCUUCUUUAGUGCCCGGGAGGGGCUUGCCUGAGUGAGCACCCAGGGUGCCCGGGAGGGACUUGCCUGAGUGAACACCCAGGGUGCCCGGGAGGGACUUGCCUGAGUGAGCACCCAGGGUGCCCGGGAGGGGCUUGCCUGAGCGAGCACCCAGAGUGCUGAGCCCAAGGACGUCAAGUGGGAACUCACUCUGUUUUGUGUAGUGGCUGAGAAUAUGGUGGUAGGGGUAUUAGAGCUUCAGGUCCAGCUUCCUGGUGAAAGGGUGGUUGUUACAAUCCAGACCUUCAGGCUGCAGGUAGGGUGGCCUCACUGUCCUACUCGGGCCCCUCUGUCUCUUCCCCCUAAGUGCUUACUUAGCACUACUGAGGUCUGGAAAGGUGUUACCAGUGUUGCUCAAGAUUCUGGGAUGCUGUCUAGCCCAGAACUUGGGCAGCCACAUUGUGUGUGCGCCCCACCCCCAGUUAUCUUCAGGGUGUGGACAAGGUGAAGCUCUGGCCCCACUUGACACUGACUGUUGGGAAGUGGUUGUGGAUAUUUUAAUUUCCUUUGACUCAAUGUGAGUCCAAGAUGAACACUCCUACCAGUGUGGAGCUUUAAGCUGACUGGAGCGCGACCCUGCCCUGUGGCUCUGUGCUUGUGCACGUUUGCACAGUUUGUUGAGUACAGUUUCAUAUUUGAGUUUGCAAAAUUAUCUAAUAGUCUUUUUUUGGCUAAUAUUUUUAUAACGUGGUUCUUAUUUAACUGUCUAGUUUUGAUAGAAUUGACCAAGUCUGGCUGAAUUAAGGUCUUGGCAUGUAUUAUUUUAGUGGUCUAAUUUCUCUUAUUUAUGGUUUUAACUGUAAGAAAACUUUAAAAGAAGAGAUAUUUGGAUGACAAAAAUAUGCCUUAUAGAAAACUAAGCAAAUUCUUUAUAGG